CUGUGUGUCCAUUGUGUUCCGUAUAAAACACUUUUACUUACAAGAUUUCGUGUUUCCGUAGUGUUUCCGCCUUUAUUAUCGGUAUAUACUGUAAUUUAUCUGUUGGAUCAUUAAUUGGAUUAAAGGAAUGAGUGGUAAAUCUUAUGAAUAGGGACUAUUUUUUUCAGUAUCCGAAUGUGAAACCGCCAAUUGCACAAGAUUUAGCCGUAACCCCCGUGAUUCGAAACUAAUAAUUUGAAAUAGCUAUCUUGUCUACGUAAAGAAGCCUCCUUGUAAAAAUCAACCGUAAAUAUGUGGAACGACCAAUCAGCGGCCGGGGGCGGAUUUUUCAAUUCUCCUAACCAGUUUGGCAAUGCAAACACCCCAAACCAGCCUCAAAAAACGGGUCGAAGAGCAUCUCGUACAGCACCCAUUGUAAUCCGCCAAGCACUCCACUGUGGUGACGACGGUGUAAAGAUAUGGGGCACAGAAAUACAAAUUGUAUCCCUGGUAGCGAGAGUCAGGAACAUUCGGAUGCAGAGCACCAAAAUUACUUACACAAUCCAGGAUGUGACGGGCAGGAUGAGAGCUGUACUCUGGUUGGACCAGGAAGCUAUGGAUGAGGAUGAUAAGUCUUCACCCAAAGUCAAUGUAAAUGACUACAUCCAAAUUUAUGGCAAUGUGAAAACCAAUAAAGGCAAAAAAGUUGUGAUGAUUUUCAAAAUAAUGCCCAUUACAGAUGUCAAUGCAAUCACAUUCCAUUAUUUACAAUGUAUUAAUAAUAAGGUGAAAAUGGAAGCAGAAUCAAAGAAGGAAAAACCUGUUGCAAACACCAACUCUACAUUCAACGGAGGUCUGCCCGCCAACUCAAUGGUGGGCAUGUCAGACAGUGGGGGCUCCGUCAACGGUCUGAACCCGCGCCAGAUGAUGGUGUUCAACCUCAUCCGGGCCUCCACACAGGAACAGGGUAUCAGCAAGCAGGACAUGUAUGCGUCGCUGAAGGAACGCAUGCCGCAGGUUGAAUUCGAAAACAUUCUGGAAUGGAUGUGCGGUGAAGGCCACAUCUACUCCACUAUUGAUGAAGAACAUUUCCGAGCUACUGAUGCUUUUUAAUUUAGGUAAUCAUAUACUUUCUGUAUCCCAUAUGCUGUUGAACGGCCAGUUAUUUUUGUAAUAAAAAAAGCAAGUUAUCAUGUA
Messenger RNA from Leguminivora glycinivorella, 1176 nucleotides. It is a transcript of the gene RPA2, whose product is annotated as replication protein A 32 kDa subunit. The coding region runs from base 292 to 1092 and encodes 266 amino acids. Gene Ontology annotation, biological process: DNA replication; nucleotide-excision repair; double-strand break repair via homologous recombination. Gene Ontology annotation, cellular component: DNA replication factor A complex; site of double-strand break; chromosome, telomeric region. Gene Ontology annotation, molecular function: DNA binding. The record is from RefSeq and is a predicted model, not a curated record. NCBI's taxonomy places the organism in Eukaryota, Metazoa, Arthropoda, Insecta, Lepidoptera, Tortricidae. The transcript has 6 exons.